Molecule: messenger RNA, 657 nt
Organism: Gambusia affinis (western mosquitofish)
Lineage: Eukaryota; Metazoa; Chordata; Actinopteri; Cyprinodontiformes; Poeciliidae
Gene: bik
Product: BCL2 interacting killer
Exons: 6
Coding region: 172-624 (150 amino acids)
Source: RefSeq, a predicted model, not a curated record
GUUACGACUCAAUUGGUAUUUAUUGGGUGUUUCUGUCUCCCCCUAAUGGUCAAAUUUGCUAGCAGCAGGUAAAGGCGUGGCCAAUUGUACUUUGUAGCAGUUACCUGAGAGCAACGAGAUUAAAGGACGCUGCUGGCGGCGUCCUAUUUAAUCUACAUUAAAGAAAACACGAUGGUGGAACAAACCAGGCAUCCGAACCGCGCUGUGACCCUCCAGGCUGGACCUGGAGAGGUGGUGGACGGGGGCCUCAGGAUCCGUGACAGAGCAGCGAGGGUCGUUGGUCGACAGCUGGCUGAAAUCGGAGACCUUCUGGACCAGGAGUGGGCCAGGAGAGAUCCAAACCGGCCGCCAACUCCUCUCUACCUGCUGGGACCUGCCCGGACUCUGACACGGAUCAUCUACAGGGAUCUCCACAACCAGCUGUGGGGUUUCCAGAGCCUGUUGGCUCCGGUGAAGGCCUGGAUUGUCAGCACUACGUCCGGGCCGGGAAACAUCAGAGCAGAGGCAAAGGCAACCUGGGUGAGGAGUUUAAAAGUGGUGGCUUGCCCUGGCUGGACCAGCGGAGCACUCAUGACCGUAGCACUUUUGGUGGCAGCAAGCAUUUUUGGUGGACUGUGGAUGUAAGAGGAGGCCUGGGAAGAGGCCCAGAGAAAGUCU